Molecule: messenger RNA, 801 nt
Organism: Rhodotorula toruloides NP11
Lineage: Eukaryota; Fungi; Basidiomycota; Microbotryomycetes; Sporidiobolales; Sporidiobolaceae
Exons: 3
Coding region: 1-801 (266 amino acids)
Source: RefSeq, a predicted model, not a curated record
AUGUCUGUCGCCUCGCUCGUGCCGGACUCGCGCAUUGAUCCAGCGCACAUCCCCGAGCUCUUGCCAUGGAGCGUGCGCUUCGACGUCCUCUAUCCGUACUCCACUCUCUUCUCCCACAUCGUCCCGACGCAUAACGGCUGUCCUCCGUGGACCGCUGAGCUCGAGGCGCACUACCAAACCUUCCAGCAUCGCGUGUGGGUGUGCUUGGCGCUCGACCACUACCAGGACAUGCGGGUGCUGGAGGAACUGCGGAGAAGGCUUGACGAGUGCGAACGCUCGAAGGCGGGAGCAUCUAGCGAGAGACUGGAGUCGGCUAUGGAGUGCUUGACGACGAGAUGUCGCAUUAGGCUGGAAAGGCUCUACGGGCUUCGUGUUGUCCGCGAUCUGUUCCUCCGACACCUGGGCAAGCGCCACGGCUGCAGCUUCCUCGAUCACCAGAUGAUCUCGGACGCGCUCGCUUCGUGCGAAGACUUUGUGCCGCCGAAAGCAGCACCGCAGUCUCUGUGGCCGCUACCUCUCUCACCGCCUUGUCCCGGGCUCAUCUGUCUGGGCGAUCUCGGCGUCGACUGGACCGAGUACGCCUUGCCUGAUCAUCCGACGGCACGAAGCGAGAAGGCGAGGCGCCAACUCGACGCAGGGACGUAUUCCUUGCACGGCUUCGACGAGUCUGCAGCGGACGAGUUCGUGCUGGAUGACGAAGCGACUCCGCUGAUCCUCCCGCCCGUCGCCCGAGCCCGCUCGUCUGGCGUCGCCUCGACUUUCGCCAGACUCGUCCGCCGUUGCCAUGCUCCAGUUGCCUAG